Molecule: messenger RNA, 2311 nt
Organism: Melozone crissalis (California towhee)
Lineage: Eukaryota; Metazoa; Chordata; Aves; Passeriformes; Passerellidae
Product: solute carrier family 15 member 1-like
Exons: 23
Coding region: 1-2247 (748 amino acids)
Biological process (GO): transmembrane transport; oligopeptide transport
Cellular component (GO): membrane
Molecular function (GO): dipeptide transmembrane transporter activity
Source: RefSeq, a predicted model, not a curated record
AUGGGGCCUUUAUCUGACACAGUGAAAGCUCAGCCUUCAAGCCUGUCUCCUGAGCUGGGGAAGCCCUGCAGGACUCUGCUUGGAGUGCUGCCAGGGGUAGGAGGCCUGCCAAGAGCAGCUGGAAGUGGGAAAACUACCGGCAAGUCGGUGCUCUGCUUUGGCUUCCCUUUGAGCAUUUUCUUCAUUGUCAUCAAUGAGUUCUGCGAACGGUUCUCCUACUAUGGCAUGAAAGCUGUGCUUACUUUGUAUUUCACACGUUUCCUACACUGGGAUGAAAACUUUGCCACUGCCAUCUACCACACAUUUGUUGCUCUGUGUUAUUUGACGCCGAUCCUUGGAGCCAUCAUUGCAGACUCUUGGCUGGGAAAGUUUAAGACCAUUCUCUACCUGUCCAUUGUCUAUGCCAUUGGGCAGACAGUGCUGUCCGUGGGCUCCAUAAAUGACCUGACAGAUCACAACCAGGAUGGCUCUCCCGAUGCUAUCGCAGUGAACAUUGCUCUGUCCAUGGUUGGCUUGAUCCUUAUUGCCUUCGGUACUGGUGGGAUCAAACCGUGUGUGUCAGCAUUUGGUGGAGAUCAGUUUGAAGAUGAUCAGGAAAGGCAAAGAAGUACCUUCUUCUCUCUCUUUUAUUUGUCCAUUAAUGCUGGAAGUCUUUUAUCUACUUUAAUCACUCCAAUUAUCAGAGCUUCAGAGUGUGGCAUUCAUACCAAACAGGAAUGUUACCCACUCGCUUUUGGAGUUCCUGCUAUCCUCAUGGCUGUUGCCUUGGUUGUGUUUGUAAUUGGAAGCAGAAUGUACAAGAAAGUUAAACCACAAGGAAAUGUAAUGCUUGAAGUUUCCAAAUGUGUUGGAUUUGCCAUCAAAAACAGGUUUCGUCAUCGCAGCAAGGAGUUCCCCAAGAGAGAGCACUGGCUGGACUGGGCAAGUGACAAGUAUGAUAAACAACUGAUUGCUCAGAUAAAGAUGGUGUUGAGGGUGCUUUUCCUUUACAUCCCUCUCCCAAUGUUCUGGGCAGUUUUUGACCAACAGGGGUCAAGAUGGACACUGCAAGCCGAAACAAUGGAUGGGGAUUUUGGUUUUAAAAUUCAACCAGACCAAAUGCAGAUUGUGAAUCCAAUCCUGAUUGUUAUAAUGGUCCCAGUUACAGAUUCGUUGAUUUAUCCUUUGAUCAAGAAAUGCAAGCUGAAUUUUACGCCCCUGAAGAAGAUGACUGUGGGGAUGUUCCUCGGCUCCAUGGCUUUUGUUGCUGCUGCCCUCGUGCAAGUGCAAAUAGAUAACCACAAUCCAGUUUUCCCUGCAGCUGGGCAAACUCAAAUUAAAUUAAUAAAUCUGGGUGCUGUUCCUGCAACAGUUCAGUUCCAGCCUCAACUUCAGAGUGUGGAGGUAGAACCUAAUAAGGAAACUGGCUACAUGACAUUUGAGACUUCUAAACUGCUAUCACUAAACGUAACAUCUGCAAAUGAAAGUAAAACUGAGCACUUGGAGCUGCAAGAGGAACAACGCUACACUUUGGCAUUUAAAUGGGUUCCAACGGGCAUCAAUUUUACUUGGGACAAUGUCACAUCAAAACCAGAAGAUGGAAAAAGCCUUGUCAGGUUCAUAAACAAUUUCAGUUUUCCUGUCAAUGUUACUAUGGGUGACAUGAAUUUUGGCGUACUGGAACCUUUUUCUGUCAGUAAUUACAGCGUCAUUCCACAUGCAGGCUGGUCAUAUACCAUUAAGGCUACAAUGCCUCAGGACACUUGCACAGUUGAUUCAAAGCAAUUUGGAUAUGGUGCUGCCUAUACCAUUUCACUUGAUGAUUGUGUUGAAAAAAACCUUUUCAUUACACACUUUGAAGAUAUUGCACCAAAUGCAGUCCAUAUGGCUUGGCAGAUCCCUCAGUAUUUUCUUCUUACAUGUGCAGAAGUUCUCUUCUCUGUCACUGGGCUGGAGUUUUCAUACUCACAGGCCCCAUCUAACAUGAAGUCAGUGCUGCAGGCUGGAUGGCUGCUGACUGUGGCUGUUGGUAACAUAAUUGUCCUUAUUGUGGCUGGGGUAUCUGCAAUCAAACAGCAGUGGGCAGAGUAUGUGCUGUUUGCUGCCCUGCUGUUGGUAGUUUGCAUCAUUUUUGCUAUCAUGGCUUCUUUUUAUACCUAUAUUGAUCCAAAUGAGAUUGAAGCCCAGUUCAGCAAAGAAGAAAAGGAAGAAGACAAGAAGGAUCAAGACGGCAAUGAAAAGGAAGCUGAAGCUCAUUCUCAACUGUAAAAGCUGUAUUCAAGGACUGUCUGUAAAUCAUGGAAUCAUGGAAAUCCCACUCACUCUCCUGCAG